Molecule: messenger RNA, 2108 nt
Organism: Pieris napi
Lineage: Eukaryota; Metazoa; Arthropoda; Insecta; Lepidoptera; Pieridae
Gene: Hydr1
Product: phospholipase ABHD3
Exons: 4
Coding region: 445-1635 (396 amino acids)
Biological process (GO): medium-chain fatty acid biosynthetic process; medium-chain fatty acid catabolic process
Molecular function (GO): acetylesterase activity; monoacylglycerol lipase activity
Source: RefSeq, a predicted model, not a curated record
UAACUAUAAUUCAUAGUCUACGUUGUUACGAGUCUAAUUAUCGACAACACUUGAUUAAUGUUACAUUAUUUAAGCAUUAACUGAAAAUCACUGUAAAAUAUCAUAACUGACCACUUUAUAUCAUUUCUGUCAUUUUAUGGGUCCACCAUUAACUCAUGUAUAAAAAUUAUUUCUCAUUCUCGAGUCUCGACUACCACUUGAAACUUAAUUAAAUAUCACACCCUCUUAAGUUUAGCCCCUGAACUAAAGUAACAAUUUAUAAAUAAAUCAUAAUAUAUUUCUAGUUAAAUACAAGUAUGAAGUAACAUAACCUAAACUGGACUAGCAUAGCAAGAAUAUAGUUGUAACUUUAAAAUACUGCGUAUUAGUCAUUAUCUGUGGACUAGCCCAAACCAAGGAAAUGUUAUCGCCGUUUUUGUGAAUUUUUUACCUUAUAUUUUAACCAUGUUCACAGAAUUGUUUAACUUAAUUGAUCUUAGAAAUGAGGUAUUGGUUUGCAUAUCAUUGUCUGUCUUUUAUAUUUCAUAUUACCUGCUGGAAGUCGUCAAGAAACCGCUGCUGAUAUGCGGUGAUGGUGAGUUUCGGGACUUGCUGGAGUCGCAAGUCGAAACUCUACGCGAGCCUUUCUGGCCGACACCUUGGUGCGUUGAGGCGCGACUGCAGACCGUGCUGGCCUCGCUGCUGCGCUCGCGGCUUCUACCGCCGCUCACCACCACCAGACAAAUCGUGCUGCUGCCGGACGGCGGACAGGUGGCGCUCGACUGGGUCGAAGAGGAAGGGGCCGGGCCGACGGACGGGGCCGCCCCCGUCGUGGUCGUCGUCCCGGGGUUGACCGGAGGGGCCCACGCCGACUACGUACGCUGCGUGGCCGCCGCCGCGAGGGGCCUCGGCGCGCGCUGUGCCGUCUUUAACAACCGCGGACUUGGCGGAUUGCAGCUCACGACCCCGAAGCUGUACUGCGCGCUGUCGCACGAGGAUUUGGCAGCGGCACUCGUGGCGGCGGAGGAGCGCGCGGGAGGCGGGCCGCUGCUGGCGGUCGGCGUGUCGCUCGGCGGUCUCAUUCUGGCGCACCAUCUGGCCUCGCGCGGCGAGACGACUCGGGUGCGCGCCGCGCUCGUUCUGUCGUCGCCGCUGGACGUGGAGCGGGCGGCCGAGUGCCUCGCGCGGCCGGUCAACGCGCCGCUGUCUUGGCACAUGGCGCGCUGCCUGCGUCGCACGCUGCGGGCGCACGGCGCGCUGGCCGGGCGCUGGUCGGCGGCCGAGACGAGCCGCUCGGUGCGCGAGUUCGACGCGGCGUUCACGGCGCCGCACUUCGGGUUCGCGUCGGUCGAGCAAUACUACCGCGAGGCCAGCCUGCGCGACAAACUGGGGCACGUGCGGGCGCCGCUGCUGUGCGUGUGUGCGGCCGACGACCCGUUCCAGCCGCUGGCGGCGCUGCCGGCGCGCGAGGCGGGCGCGAGCAGUCGCGUGGCGCUGGCCGUCCCGUGGCGCGGGGGCCACAUCGGCUUCCUGGAGCGCUGGUGGCCCUCGAGCGUCGCGCGUGACCACUUCCUGUCUCGGCUGACGCACCAAUACUUCGCCGCGUUGCUGGCCUCGCCGCAUCUGCUGCAUCGGCCCCCUCCGGGACCCGCUUAGCGUUUGAUCUCCGACGCACAUUCCGUUUAAACCAAUCGAUAUCGCCGCGUGCCUUUCCGAGACGUUGUGUCGUGACGAGGUUGUGAUUCGUAUGUUAAGUUGUCUUUGCAAUUGUUAAUAUUUAUUUGUUGCCUGUCGUUGCAUUGUGUAGCGAGUGAAUUCAGGAUUUCUAAACCGAACUGAAUCAAUAAUUAAGUUAACGACCACUUCACUAUUUGUUGUGAUGGAUAUAUUUAUUAAUAUGAUAAGUAAGAAAAAUAUUUACAAUUAAAGCUUAUUUGCUGUUGAAAGAUUAGAGUAUUAGGCGAGCAACAGACGGCCUUCGGCCGUCUCGGGCACCUGCCAUGUAGUUGUAAGCAAAGGUUUAAUACCAAAUUACGUCCAAAGAGAUAAUAAACAGUAUCUGUGAUUUGAGUGGCCGCCCAAAGCGCACAUUUCAUCUAUGUAUUUUUUAUAUAAAUUGUUGAGAUAAA